Molecule: messenger RNA, 2117 nt
Organism: Hippocampus comes (tiger tail seahorse)
Lineage: Eukaryota; Metazoa; Chordata; Actinopteri; Syngnathiformes; Syngnathidae
Exons: 10
Coding region: 1318-1980 (220 amino acids)
Source: RefSeq, a predicted model, not a curated record
GGUCGUGGUGUCUGUAUUUUUACUCCAACUCCCAACAAUAUGCGAAAGUCUUUUGGGAAAAAUUGUAGCUAACUCGAAAACGACACUGUUGUGUCACGUCAUGACGUCACGUCGCGGGUACGACCACCUAAUCCGUUUUUUUUAAAUACAGCACAGUACUGCCUUAUUUUCACACUUUACCAAAACAAGCGUCGCGACAAUCGCUUUUAUUGAAAUGCUGAUUCAACUACCAAGGAAACAAUAGCUAUAUAAAUGACACACACGCCCGCGCGCACACGUUACAUAAAACGACACAUGAGACAAAUAAAAUGACUUCACUAAACGACAUGAGAACUUGAGCACUUUUGCCAAGAUGUAAAACAACUACAAAAUAUGAAACAACUUGGCAUUUUUCUCAACGAUAGACAGAUCAACCAUUAUUAAGCGAAUUAAAAUGUUUGUCUGAAUGUAAAAAAAAAAAAAAAAGAGAAGAAGAAAUUUUAAAAAUGGGCUAACUAGCCUGUAAAUUAUCGUGUCGAAAGAGCAUUUGAGUUACAGCUCAGACAUUUCCAGAAUAAAUGUAUAACAAUUAAUUUAAACUACCCCAGCAAUUUAAGAAUGGCUUUUUACUGUUACAACUUCUGGAAAAAAAUGUCAACGUACUCAAGUGAAAAUCUAGGUACCUUGCCAAAAUAUACUCGCUAGUAGUAGAGGAUGGCAUGACCUCAAUUUCAAGUCGUAUCCAGAAAUUCGGCGUACAACUAUUUUUGAUUGACAGGCAGGUUUGUUUCCAGUGAUGUACAAUUGCACUGCUGUUUCAAUACGAAUUCAACUGAGGGUUAUUUUCAAGGAGGGCUUGCCAAAAAAUGAGAGUCGGCAUCUCCAAAACGGGUCACGGUAUAAACCUGACACACAAUAUUCACGGCUCUUCACUUGUUCUGCUAUUUUGCCAAAUGUGGGGCCUUACACAGAAAAGUGUGUCCAUCUCCAAAUCAUCUAUGAACUGAACUUACCACAAAUGGGCGCAAAUUAUUUUGGAGGGAAAAAAUGUAACCAAAUAUCAAAUCAGUCACGUUUCAGUCAAGUUGAAUUCAUGGGUAGUGUGCUGAUAACGACAAAUUGGUGUGUUGACAUUUUGACUUUCAAUCAUGAUUUGACAUGUCUUGUGUGUCCACCUGAAAUCGCAAACACUUUUUAGGUCGCUUUGAGGUCUCUCGUGUGUCUUGAGGGUGUGACGGAUGUGGCGAAUUGUUGUAAAAAGGAAGCCAAAGCGCAUGCUUCACCGCUCAUGUCGACUCCAGCCGACGCAGGAAGGAGAGCCGCCGGACCUCGCAAGAUAUGCUGGGAAAUUCCAUCGUGCAGUGUGCAAUUGCGACGACUGCGUCGCUGGCCUCGCUCAGUUUGCUGGGCCUUCUGUGUCUGAGAUGCAAGAGGAAGCCGAAAACCAUCCACGAAGAAGCUCAAAUAUACAACCCGCACACAUUCCGGCGUGAGGGAAGCAGAUUUGCUGUAACGCGAUCCAAAACGGUCAUGAAAGCCAAUCAAAUGACCCCUUCCUCAAAUGAGGGCGCAUGUCCAGCUCUAUACGCGAUAGCGGCGUCACCACCCAGGAUUUGGGAACAUAUUUAUCUUGAUCCGCUCCCCACCACAGUGUAUGAAAACGAGCAGAUGGCUUCGAGGAUCAGAGAUGCCGAUCCCACCGAGGCUCACUACGCAAACUUGGCUGACGCGGCGCCGACAGACGACGACGCCGACGACUAUGAAAAUUCGGAGUUCCUGGCGCAAAAGGCCCACCGGCCGGAGAACGGUAAGCAGAGAAUGGCUGAUGUGGCGCGGGCGUGCAUUGAUUUUCAAGUGCCCCGUUUCUUUUGGAGUAGAUUUGUUGUACGUGAACGAACAAGGCUCCCUUUUCUCUCGAGUCGAGGUUGCCACCAGGUGUCUAUCGUGAGAGGUCAUCACCCGUGCCACCGCAAAGGAUCAAAUUUCACUUUGUUGGUCUGAAAAUUAUUUAUUGACGAUACAUCAUGCAGCUUUGUUCAUCAAUUGAGUCUUUACAUUCUAUUUAAUUAAUUGUCAUGACUGUAUGGUUUGUUUUUUUUGAUAAGUUACAGUAUCCUAGCACACCAAAUAAAAAUAUG